Messenger RNA from Rhododendron vialii, 992 nucleotides. Its product is annotated as carboxylesterase SOBER1-like. Lineage: Eukaryota; Viridiplantae; Streptophyta; Magnoliopsida; Ericales; Ericaceae. Gene Ontology annotation, cellular component: cytoplasm. Gene Ontology annotation, molecular function: palmitoyl-(protein) hydrolase activity; carboxylic ester hydrolase activity. The coding region runs from base 52 to 852 and encodes 266 amino acids. Gene Ontology annotation, biological process: protein depalmitoylation. The transcript is spliced from 6 exons. The record is from RefSeq and is a predicted model, not a curated record.
CAAUUCACCGAAACUCAUAGAACAAAAUACAAGCGACGGGGGAACCCAGAGAUGAAGUCGUCGUCCCCUUCCCUAUUACUACUACUCGCCAAACCAAUUGCUGUGAUAGCCGUCACCGUCGGCAGCACCGUUGUCUUUGUACUACUACUCUCUCAACCCCAAAACCCGCCUUCACCUUCAACUCCUCCUUCUCUAUCGCAAGACUCGAUGGCUCGAAGCUUCGUUCUGUGGCUUCACGGGUUGGGCGACUCCGGUCCAGCCAACGAACCCAUCAAGACCCUAUUCACUUCUCCCGAGUUCAGAAACACCCGUUGGUCCUUCCCUUCUGCUCCUUCCCAGCCCGUCACUUGCAACAAUGGUGCUGUGAUGCCCUCGUGGUUUGAUCUUCAUGAAAUACCAAUUACGGCUGUUUCUCCAAAUGAUGAAAAUGGUGUCCUUAAAGCAGUUCGGAACGUGCAUAACAUUAUAGACAAGGAGAUAACUGCUGGCACAAAUCCUGACAAUAUAUUUGUAUGUGGAUUUAGUCAAGGAGGGGCCUUGACCUUAGCAAGUGUUUUGCUAUACCCAAGAACUAUAGGAGGAGGUGCAGUUUUCAGUGGAUGGGUUCCUUUUAAUUCCUCUAUAAUAGAGCAAAUCCCGCCAGAUGCAAAAAAGACGCCUUUUUUGUGGUCUCAUGGUAUGGAUGACAGAACAGUAUUUUUUGAAGCUGGACAAGCGGGUCCACCUUUCCUCGAACGAGCAGUCAUAAGUUGCGAAUUUAAGGCUUAUCCAGGUCUUGGCCACUCAAUAAGCACCGACGAGCUACGUUACUUGGAAACGUGGAUCAAGGCCCGUUUGAGGAGCUCUUCCUGAAGCUCCUUCGAGUAUAUAAUGAUUGUUUGCAUGUUACCGUGUUCUUGGGGUUUCUGCCUUGAUACAUGGAGAUGCUAGUAAAUUUAGUUGUGGUACUCGAUCAUGUGGAACGUGUUUCAAAUGAAUUUUAUUAACACCAA